This is a messenger RNA of Cantharellus anzutake, 1572 nucleotides long. RefSeq lists its product as uncharacterized. The transcript has 10 exons. The record is from RefSeq and is a predicted model, not a curated record. Gene Ontology annotation, biological process: adenylate cyclase-activating G protein-coupled receptor signaling pathway. Gene Ontology annotation, cellular component: plasma membrane. Lineage: Eukaryota; Fungi; Basidiomycota; Agaricomycetes; Cantharellales; Hydnaceae. Bases 296 to 1486 code for a protein of 396 amino acids. Gene Ontology annotation, molecular function: G protein-coupled receptor activity.
CUUAUUAGCUUUCAAUGGUAUUUGGAGCGCCGCCUGAACUCUUUUCGUAGUCUGGGCGCUCGUUGUCCAAUUUGUGCCGUGCACUGGGUUCAACGAUCCAUCGAGUGGUAUGAGUGGCACUCACUCAUUCCUUAAUCCUCCUUUGGACGAUGAGCCGCGCGAUGAUCCUUAGCGAUCGCGCAUCAGACCAAUUAACCUCCCACCAAUCUCUCAGCUUCCAAAGCAGGAGGGCCUCGCUUUGCAAUGGCGCACUAUUAGGCACCCAGAUCGGCGAGUUUCGGUCUUAGCGUACACCAUGGCUACCAAACGCUCAAAACUUGGUUCCCCCCUCUUGAAAGACAAUUUUGACUUGCGUGCCGGCCUUCUUCUGAUAGCUGAAGCUGGCCUAAUGUCUUUUGUUCUUACAUCUUCACUCCUCGUUUACUCUCUGAGACAAGUAUACAAGAAAUACCGUCGUCGCAGGAACAGCGCGUCAAACCCUAGCGUUGAACCUGAGCUCCAGCCUAUAUCAAUUUUGUUUUUGUGGAGUAUUUUCGCAGACGCAAUCUGUGGACUAGGGCAUAUCCUAUCCACCAGGUGGGUGCUCGCAGGCGAAAUCACCGAAGGCCCGUACUGUACAGGGCAGGCGACCUUAAAGCAGAUCGGGAAUAACGGCGUCGCAUGGUUUAGCAUGGCAAUUGCGGUAUUGACGUACCUUCAGGUGAUCCAUUCAACCUGGUUAGGCAAAAGAGGAGCAAGGAUUUUUGCAAUGGGAUCCAUUUGUUUUAUAACCGUAUUCAUCUUGUUGAUCGUUACGGUUCCUGCUUCGACUAUUCAUCCAUAUUAUGGCAAAGCUGGAUUGUGGUGCUGGAUUGGCGGCAGUAAUGCCAGCCGCCAGAGGCUACGAUUUGCCACACAAUAUGCGUGGAUCUGGCUUGCGAUAUUGGUAUCGAUUGUCACGUAUGGCAGGGUAGCAUACAGGUGGUUACAUCAAGCACCUCUUCAUCCCGACUGUGACCUGAAACUGGCCGCGAUUACCAUGGGAUGGUAUCCUAUUACCUAUCUUCUCGUCUCCGCGCCUACAUCCGUGGUUCGUUUCCGUCAAUUCCAUGGCUAUCGACCAAACACUGCCGAGCAGAUCUUUCCUUCUGCCCUUUCUGCCGCACACGGAGCCAUCAACGUCAUUCUGUGGCUUUCGACGGGCAGACGAUUCGGAUUCUCACCAAAGAAACGGGAUUUUUUUCUUGUCCCGAAGCUCCCAAGUUCCCCUGAGGAGGUUGAGACUCCGACCACGGACGAUGGUGCCGGAGCUUGCUACUCAACCGUGACCAUCCCAGUUACCCUGACGUCUGAGCGCCCCAUGAAUGGCAGCGGCCCCGAGACUGCUCAAGUUCCCUCGCCUUCCAACCCCAGCGGAGGCCGUAUUUUUAUACCUCCGAGGUCUCUUUCCCCCGUCCCCGAUUCACCAAGCAGUGACCGAACGAUUACUAUAGGUAAUACAAAUUAAUUGAUUCGUGCAUGGCCUUUCCCAUCCAUUCCGUUAAUCAUCACAAAUGAACCGCCAUAAUGACCUCAGUCCAGAGCUUGAGCUUG